CGACUUCCUGAGGAUUUUCUCAUGAGGAGGACAGGUGAGAACUCAAUUUACGACAUCGAUAAGCUGAGUGAGCAACAACGACAGGUCAAAGAGACCGUCCUCUCCCGGAAUCCCUCAGCCGCAGAUAGACGAGAUAUCGUGGUGAAGAGAUAGACAAAGAAACAGACAAUUAGGCGAUUCGAGCCGUCAGACAUACGUGGUCGCCUCGGAUGACGACAUGAACGUGGCUGUGGUUGAUCUUAAAACACAGUCGAAGCUUCACUGUGUCGAGUCGCUCUGCGCGAUCUCGAGGCCUGCGGACCUCAGCGUCGACGACGAGCUCACCUCAGAGCACCGCUGCUGACAUCUUCGCUAGUUUCUGCGUGACCAUGGCUCGGGUAGCGAGAUGGGCGAGACUUCCGCCCCAUUGAGAUCCCUGCAAAAAUCCCCAGUCGGAGACCAGCUAGGCUCAAUCGAUAUUGGUACGGAAACCUCAAGACACUGGUGCGCCGUCUACGAGACAAGGUCUGAGGUUUGAAUCAAAGAAUCAUAACAGCGACUGGGCUCGACACGUUACCGGAACCCUGUUAGGCGUACUUGCCGGCCUGUUUCUGACCCUCGGGUGCCUGGUGAGUAGCUUUGUGAAAUCGAUGGACGUGAUGCAGGCUACCGGGCUCAGGUUUCUGUUUGCUGCUGUCAUCCUGCUCAUCUUGAUCAGGAUUUUCAGAUGCCAAAUCGAGAUCGAUUUCGGAACGCACGUAAAAUUGGUGUUCCUCUCCUUGGUCCUCGCCGCGAGGUUUAUCGCGUUCGCCGUAGGAAGUAAUUCGCUCCCGAUGGCCGAGUUCUCGCUCCUCGCGAACACCGUUCCAAUCUAUACGACGGCCUUUGGCUGUGUUUUCCUACGAGAACGAUCCCUGAAGAAAGCAUUGGCGUGUGCCAUGGCCACAGCCGGCGUCAUCACAGUGUGUCUUCCGAGUUUCGCGGGAAACGGCGUCAUCUCCUUCGAGCAACAGAGUCGGAAGGUGAUCGGGUACUCGAGUACUCUCAUAUCGGCGUUGGCGAACGCCGUCGCCUUGAUAUGGUUGCGGAACUUGGGCAGCAUCAGCGCGAUGUGGGUCUCCCUGUACGCUUCCGUAGCGACUUUCCUCAUGGCCGCCAUCGGAGCCGCAUCAACCGAGAACCCUGUUGUUCCGAGUAUCAGCGAUCUCGGUUAUGUCGCGCUCGCUGGAAUGUGUUCGGUCAUGCAGCUGCAUCUCCCCGCCAUGGCCUGCGUUCUGACCGAUUCUUCGAGAGUCGCGAUUUCCAUGACGUCGACCGUGUUGUUCUCGUUUAUUUUGCAAGCAACUGUUCAGCGAAGCGCGCCAUCUUCACUGACCUACGCAGGCGCAGUUCUAGUCGUCCUCGCCAUGGUCCUCUCCACCUUCAAGCGCAGCUUCUUCAGAACAGAUGGGGACGAUGAGAAAAAUGCGUUGAUUAAAACAGAACAGCCGAAUCACAAUUGGCAGCGGUACGGAACGGAAACAGCGAUCGGAGAGCCUGAGAGGAGCCGUCUGUGUAAGGCCUGUCGCUUAGCACAACAACUUGUGAUAAUACAUAGGUUCUAGAGUAGGG
This is a messenger RNA of Galendromus occidentalis (western predatory mite), 1590 nucleotides long. RefSeq names its product solute carrier family 35 member G1. Lineage: Eukaryota; Metazoa; Arthropoda; Arachnida; Mesostigmata; Phytoseiidae. The record is from RefSeq and is a predicted model, not a curated record. Gene Ontology annotation, cellular component: membrane. The coding region runs from base 630 to 1583 and encodes 317 amino acids. The transcript is spliced from 5 exons.